AUGCGUCGGCCACUUUUCACCACAAUCAUUACGCUGUUCUUGUUGCAGCUGCUGGGCUGCUCCAUUGGCUGCCUCGCUCUCUCGCCCACCGCGCACCACUGCAUGUAUGAUGAGAUAAUGAAGAAGGCCAGCUUGCCCAAGCCCACAAUGGUGCGGGAGUUACCCCGGAAAGGUCGGGGCACAUGGCAGACUUAUACCGCGUCCACAGAAGAAGACGAUUCAGGUGUCUGGGCGCCUAUCCGCAUCAUGGUGUCGGAGAAGGAUUUGAAUGACCCCAGUAAGUACUGCACCAACAUAGGAGAGCCCCGCCCAACAUUUCUGGGAUUUGACAAAGAAUGCCAGCUGCACGACAUCCUUACCAGCCGAACAAGGGCUGAGCUUCUCCAAAAUAUUUUUCCGGCCGCCAUCAAACUGCACUCGGAUCGCCUUUCCGUCCGGCCGAAUUCUUCUCCGUUGAUCGUGCCCAGAUCCAUCAAAGAGUCUCACUGCAAGCAUUUCACCGUCCCUGAGGAACAUUACACAACCGGCGUUGAGAACGCCGACGCGGUGAUAUACUUGGCUGCUGGGACGCAUUUCCCAUUUGCCGUCUCGUGCCUUGCUGCUGAGAAGGACGUUCGUCCGACUGUUGGCGCCAUGAGCUUUAGCAUUUCAGGCCUUCAUCACAGCUGGUUUGCCGUUCGUGUAAUUGCGCACGAGCUCGCGCAUGUACUUGGGUUCAAUUACGAACAAAUGCGUGCCCAGAAUAUGCUCAGCAGCAUUUCCACCAACAGUUUUCAGCAAAAAAAAGGGAUUGUGACUUCCGUUCUCACGAAGCAGAAGGCUGUAGAACACUAUAAUUGCGAAAGCCUUGAAGGUAUGCCGAUGAGAGACGAGCAUGGUGAUAAUUUACGGAUGCACUCGCACUGGGAUCAGCGGUACGCGAAGGACGAUCUAAUGAGCUCUAUGGUUACUUCUGGUGCCGGGUUCUACACCGCGGUGACGAUGGCUGCAUUUGCGGAUAUGGGUUUUUUCAAAGUGAACUUCAGCAUGGCAGAAACGAUGAACUGGGGCAAGGGUGUCGGCUGCAACUUCGUUAACCAAAAACAGUGCAUGCCAGACGAUUACAAAAAUUAUCCCGAAAUGUUCUGCCACCGCAACACCAGCGACACGAGGCGUUACUGCACAUCCGACCGCGUUCAAUUGGGCAUCUGCAGUUCUUUUUCCGAUGAUCAAUGCUUGUUUAUCCAGCCGAUGGGUUUUGGCUCCUGCCGCGAUACGACCUCGAUCUUGCACGGAAGCCGCAUGGGAACAAGCUCAUGGUGCCUUGACGGAGAGUCUCUCAAAGUGAAUGAGGAAGUGCUUGAAACUGAACCACAAGUGAUUUCUGUUGGCGGCGUGUGCGUGGAGGUGUUUUGCGGCAGGAAAGAAGUCAGUGUGCGUUACCUUGGCGAUGACGACUGGCACGAGUGCCCCGAGGGUGGAAAAAUCUUUCCCGCAAACACAUCUGUUGACUUUGCCGAGGGCUACAUAAAGUGUCCCAGAUAUGAGGAUGUGUGUACCAUCACUCCCAGUGGCAGGAGCGGCAUCCCCUUUCAGGAGAACGGACCUAUCCACGACGACUCCUCUAACCGAAAAUAA
Molecule: messenger RNA, 1617 nt
Organism: Trypanosoma cruzi
Lineage: Eukaryota; Euglenozoa; Kinetoplastea; Trypanosomatida; Trypanosomatidae
Product: surface protease GP63, putative
Exons: 1
Coding region: 1-1617 (538 amino acids)
Biological process (GO): cell adhesion; proteolysis
Cellular component (GO): membrane; cytoplasm
Molecular function (GO): metalloendopeptidase activity
Source: RefSeq, a predicted model, not a curated record